Cylindrotheca closterium is the source of this 345-nucleotide messenger RNA. Lineage: Eukaryota; Bacillariophyta; Bacillariophyceae; Bacillariales; Bacillariaceae. The record is from the annotation of a GenBank genome assembly.
AUGACCGCGUCUGAGCGAAAGAAGGCCCAAUCAGCGAUGAUGUUACUUGCGGAAAAGCAAUUCGAAAAGACAAUUAAAGGUCGCCUAGUAUACCGAGGCGAUGGAACUCGUGAAUGGUUAUCCCGAGAGGACACUGCAAGUCCAACUGCUUCGCAAGAAGCAAUCACCAUUACUUGUGUUAUUGAUGCACACGAAGGUAGAGAGAUAAUGACGCUGGACGUGCCUAACGCUUUCAUUCAAACUUAUAUGCCUGAAGCUAAGGAAGGAGAAGAUCGUAUCUACACGAAAGUCACUGGCAUGAUGGUCCAGACAUUGAUUGACAUGGCCCCAGAGUAUCGCAAAUAA